AUGGUGACGAGCCUCGGCACUGCUGCCAGUUAUCAGCUGUGGAGUGUUUUAUUUUCUCAGCUCAUCACGACUCCUUUAUGUAACCUUCCCACACUGUUAAAUAACCCCUCUCUUUCUUCUCCCCUUCCCCCUGCAGAUGCCUGCGGUCUGACCGACUCGGUCCAUGUGGAGUCACUGCAGGAGAAGGCUCAGGUGGCGCUGACGGAGUACGAGCGCAUGCAGUACCCGACGCAGCCGCAGCGCUUCGGCCGGCUGCUGCUGCGCCUGCCGGCGCUGCGCGCCGUCCCCGCCAGCCUCAUCUCCCAGCUCUUCUUCAUGCGCCUGGUGGGGAAGACCCCCAUCGAGACGCUGAUCCGAGACAUGCAGCUCUCCGGAAGCUCCAUCAGCUGGCCGUACGUCCCUGGGCAGUAGCUCCGCCCCCAAGCCCGCCCAGCCCCCACCUCCUGACUCAUCACCGUCCUUCUGUAUGCUUGUGAGGCGCGGUGCCAGCUGGCCAUCCAUCCUCUCUUCCCGUCUCGUUGCCAACCCAGUCUCUCCGGUGCCAGAACACAGCUCCGCACGCUGGGAUCCAGUAUGGUCGCCGCAGCCCGCAUGUCAUGUCGAGUAAACUCAGCCUCACGCAGGGAGCAGCAGCACCCUGCUACGGAUCCUCAUAGAGGACAAAACAGUUCUUUCCUCCAUGCUGCGCAUCAUGACUGGAACGGGUUUGUCUCAUGAAUUCCCUGAGUUUUGUCUGCCAGGCUGAACAAGACGAAGGAAAAUCACCAAAGUUUCUAACGUCAUCCUCAGAUUGUCGUCAUGGUAAACGCAUCAGAGGAGCGGAUAAAUAAUACUAAACUACACACAGCUCCAUUGGGAACAGACCGAUACCUCAUUAGACAUCAGAAUGCUUUAGUCGGAUAUUUCCUGUAGGAUUUGUUCACCAGAAACCGCCUUCUUUUUGACAACUGCCUUGCUAUCGAGGACAAUGAACCCGGAGCUCCUUCUGGCUCAGGAGCUCUCUGUCUUGUAUCUUUUUAAAAAAAUCCUGUCAUUUUCUGUUGUCUUUUGAAAAGAUUAGUUUUUAAAUGUCUCAGUACAGUUUACUCUGCUUCGUUUGGAUACAUUUUAUGAAUGAGAUGCAUAAGGCCAACGUGGAAUUUUGAAUUGACAAAGGAAAAUUACAAGAUUGAUUUUUAGCAGUGAAGAAUCACUUUAUGUCCCUUUACGAAGCGCCUUGCUACAGUAUUCACACACAUUUGUGGUGUUGCAGCCCCGAACGGUCAUGUGUUUUUCUUGGAAGUUUCUAUGAUGUACAGACACAACAAAGCAGAUCAAAUAAAAACUCCAGCUGCUGCUCUCCUGGAAUGAGGAAGAGCUUGGUUUAUGGCGGUUUAUUGCGUUUCAUCUGGCUCCGCCCACCUGACUGACCCAGAUCACUUUUGGCUCUAGUGGCCUUUAUUAAACAGAAAUUUGACAGGAAAAAGGUGGUGGAUGGAAGGGAAAGACCUGUGGUAAAUGGUCAGAGAGGGGGAAUCGAACCCACGACUUCUUGUGUUUCCCUUUAACAGUAUCUUUCAUCCUACUUUUCUGUCUUGUGGAGUCUACAUCUUAUAUUUUCCAGAACUGCAACUAACCAUUAUUUUAGUAAUGAAUUAUUCUGACGAGUAAUCACUUAAAAAAUUGGCACAUUUUCCAGAUUUUUCAUUUAACCACUUUAUACAAUAUUAGAAAUACAUGAGAAGGAGCAAAUAAACAGAUAAUUCAUUUUCUUAAAUAAGAAAAUAAACAUUUUAUUCCCAAAAAUGCAAUAACAGCAUUCUUUUAGUGAACACUUGAUCAUUUGUAGCAAAGGAAUCAUCUGCAGCUAAAAAUCCUUCAACACGUGAACAGAUCAAGCCUUUCUGCUGGACUCAACGUCUGACCUGCUGAUUAUUUUAUUUUUUUUGUUAACCAAUGAAUAAUUGGACAAGAUAUUUUUUUUUUAGAGAAUUUGAACCAGGAGAAGCUAAAACUCUGUCACUCGAGGAGUUCUCUAGACACAGUUGUUUUUAUCUUACAUGCUAGAUGUCCAUAUUUUUGUAGAGACUUGUGAGACCUACAUCAAUGCUUUAAACUUCUCCACACUUUCCUUCCUAAUCUACUGCUGGGGUCCUCUGGUCGCCAUGGUGAUGCUGGUCCUCUAACAGGGCCAGAUUAAAUUCUGUUUACUCAUCAGGUGACUUUUGAAGGUCAUUGGUUGCAAUGGAUUUUUAUUCAGGAGUUUCAAAGUAAAGGGGCUGAACAAAUAUUUGACACACUUUUCAGAUUUUUAUUUUAAAAAUAAUUAUGCCUUUCCAUGAACUUCACAAUUAUGGACUAACUUUCUGUUGAUCAUCACCAAUGGUUUGCUUUGUGGAAACAAAGGGGUGUGAAUAUUUUUGCAAGGCACUGUACCACACCUGGGGCAGCAAUCUCUUGAAAAUGUAUUAAAAUAUGUAUAUAUCUAUAUAUAUUGAUGCCAACUUUGUCUUUUUGCAUGUUCAGAUGUUGUUUUUGGUUCUCUGAUGUCGAGAUGUUUUUUUUCCUCAUUUACACUAUUAAUCAAGUUUGAUUUCAACAUUAAAGUAUUCCUUCAACUUGUACCUCCUAAAUGCUUUUUUUCUCUAUGAGAUGAAAAUACCUCCACUGAAACAUGAAGGAAGCCAACAGAACGAGAACAGAGCUAGAGCUGGGGGGGGAUGGAGCUGAUGGAUCAGAGGAGAGUCGAUGCCAAAACAAAAAAAAGGAAACGCCCCACUGUUUGAGUUGAGUUGAAACAGAGAGCCUGGUCCUAUUGGAUUUACCUCAUGUGAUUAGUUCAGGAAGCAGGUUACAGAUGAUGUGAUGGAGGACUAAACUAUGAUGGUGUAUAAGGGACAAUAGAAUAGAAAAAAUGAGCAGAUUUCUAGCAAAAAACUGAAAUUUUUAGAUUAAUCUCACAAAUUUUCUAGAAAAAAAAGGACAUUUAUGAAAUUUACAGGGUUUUUUCCCCCAGAAAAUUUCUGAUGUUAAUAUCAAAAUUUCAGUUUUUUGCCAGAAAUUUAAUCCUUAUUUUUCUACCUACAAUUGCCCUAACACGCCAUUGUAGUAAACUGCACAUUCUCUCGUUUUUCUUCUUUUGUGUUUUUUGAAACCGUCAUUUGUAGGUAAAACAUUUAACAUUUGUAACCCUUCUUCCUGAUCUCCUGCUGGGCCUGUUUAAAUGCUCAUCCAUGUUUUAGAGGACUGAAUUGUUUUUGUUUUUUUAUCGGUUUCUGGGUUUCCUAAGACUUCACAUCUCCUGUAUAUGGCUGUUAUUAAAAGAAUCAAACAUGA
This is a messenger RNA of Xiphophorus hellerii (green swordtail), 3315 nucleotides long. It is a transcript of the gene nr2f6a, whose product is annotated as nuclear receptor subfamily 2, group F, member 6a. Bases 1 to 411 code for a protein of 136 amino acids. The record is from RefSeq and is a predicted model, not a curated record. The transcript is spliced from 2 exons. NCBI's taxonomy places the organism in Eukaryota, Metazoa, Chordata, Actinopteri, Cyprinodontiformes, Poeciliidae.